AUGAUUGCAUGCUUUUCCACGCAGCUACUCCACUGGCAACGAGGCUCGGAAGAAAAAGUAUUGCGCAUAGCCGUCAGCCAUCACACCGAGGCACUGGCGUUGGUCAGAGAGCGUCUAAGCCUCGAACAGAAACAAAAGCCCGCCACUCAAGACUAUCUCUGGGCUAUCCUCAUGUUUGUGUGCUGGGCCCAUCUCCACGAUGACGUCGAGACUUGGAAGAUGCACAUGUCUGCCAUCCACACCAUCAUUUCGUCUUCUAAUUGCAAAUUCGCACAAGAGGAUUCCACCUUUUAUCGCUUGUUCCAAUGGUCCGAUAUUAUAGGGUCGUAUGCGUUCGGCCUACCGUCAUACCUUUCAACACCAUCAGCGGGUCUUCUACCAAAUGUAUCAAAAACAACUCUUCAGUGGCCACUAAAGCGACUCAUUGACUCUCUGGAACCACAAAACCGCUUGCCAUGGACCCAUACUUUCCAAGCGCUACAGGACCUGAAUGAACAGUUGGAAAAGUUAUACAUCGAGCAUGGAGCCUCCGCGCUAGAGGAUCCCUUGAAAAUGGAUGCCCUAUCAUACCCAGUGAUAGUUAGACUCCUACGGACUAGAUUGCUAGAGUGCGACGGUGGUGAAGAUACUAAUGGCUACUCGGGCGCCUUUACUGGCCUACGGGCUGGCGCACUACUCUACAUGGCCGACAUGCGACGGAGGUCUGGGGUCGUGCCGGUCCGAACGACAUACCAGAUCAAUGUCUUGAUCAAUUCAAUCAAAGCCAUUGAGAAUAAUCCUGAUCUGAGCCCUUUUUCCACUCUCGCAUUCAGUUUCUUGCGUCAGAACUCGACAUACAGGAUGAAACAGUCUAUCAACAAAAACUGGGACAAGUCAUUCUUCUAG
Molecule: messenger RNA, 885 nt
Organism: Pestalotiopsis fici W106-1
Lineage: Eukaryota; Fungi; Ascomycota; Sordariomycetes; Amphisphaeriales; Sporocadaceae
Exons: 3
Coding region: 1-885 (294 amino acids)
Source: RefSeq, a predicted model, not a curated record